Messenger RNA from Cyclocybe aegerita, 765 nucleotides. The record is from the annotation of a GenBank genome assembly. NCBI's taxonomy places the organism in Eukaryota, Fungi, Basidiomycota, Agaricomycetes, Agaricales, Hemipholiotaceae.
AUGGCAUACCUCACUUCACGAGUCCACUCCCCACAAGGCUUCCAUCCAACCUUCACCACCUCAAUCCACUCUCCUCUCCAAUUACUGGUCUCAGGGCACAAUUUGACCAGCUCAUGCACUCUUCAUCUGCUCUACACCCUCCCACCCGGCAUCUUCGUCGACAGGCACGAGCUUGCGCUACGUCACAACCAGUACACGUUCAUUCAUUGGGGAAGCAGGGAUCUGGAGCGGCCGGUGGGUGCAGUGGAGGCGUCGGAGGUCUUGAUCAGCGUUCCAGAGCCGGGAGGCGUGGAACUUGAAAAGGACGACGGUCAGGGCGAGGUGGAGGUGAGAGUGGAGGUGCCGAUGCAUUUGCGGUAUGGUAGGCCGAGGAAGAAGGAUCAGGUGGAGGGUAGAGAAGAAAGGGAAAGGGGAGGAAAGCCGUAUCAAGAGAUAUGUGUGGAUUGGCCGAUGGCUUUCCUUUCGUGUCCACGGUGUUCAGAUACAGACUGCCUAUCCUCGCAGGUAACCCCUCCUUCACCGACGACUAUACCUCUACACGUCCUCUCCUCUCUCACAAACCAAUCGACCCACACCCUCAUCCCGAUCAACCCACAUCCCAGCUUCAACGUCACCUUCAACCACCGCAACCAUACUUGUAUAGCCCUCCUUCUACCAGUUGGUGACGCGUCGGACCUUGCACUCGUCGAAAUUCUGACGACGCUGACGAUGUUGGCGUGCUUUUUCAAGCGAAAACUGACUGAACGGCUGAGGGUCUACGACUAG